This is a messenger RNA of Myxozyma melibiosi, 2925 nucleotides long. RefSeq lists its product as uncharacterized. The record is from RefSeq and is a predicted model, not a curated record. NCBI's taxonomy places the organism in Eukaryota, Fungi, Ascomycota, Lipomycetes, Lipomycetales, Lipomycetaceae. The coding region runs from base 1 to 2925 and encodes 974 amino acids. The transcript has a single exon.
AUGGCUCCCUUCAAACUUCUCCGGUCGAAAAAGAAGAAGGAAGAGCGCUCAGCGCAAUCUACAUCCGAGUCUUCCGUCCCCGGCCCCUCGAUCCAGCUCGUGACGAACCCAGACGACGACGACGCCGUCGACCGCGAGAUCGAUCCGGCGGCGUUUGGCAUCCCCAGACGAACUAGUCGGUAUGGGUUUAAUGGGCCGGACCAAGUGCCUGAAGGUGGACUCAUCAGCCUGAUCCCGUCGAGCGAGUCGCCGAAAAGAUUCCGCUCGCCCGAUCGGGAGUUUAUUUCUUCUUCGCAAGGGGCUGAGGAUGACUAUGAUCAGCAGCAGUCUCGAUAUCAGACACACGACACAGAUCAAUCGACCUACGCUGUCGCCGACGAGGCCGCGCUCGAGUCGUCCAGUCUCCGGUACAAGAAACCGAUCGAGGACGUGCCGAUCCCCGACAAUCUCAACGCAAAGCCCGGAGCUCAGCGGCGCACGGCUAUGGCGACCUACCGAUCGACUUCGUACAGAGAGUACGAGCAGCGGAUCAUUGAUGAUUCUGCUAGCGGUGGGUCGCGCGGAACGACGCGCGCGGGCACUGUCGACAGCUUUAGGUAUACGCCCGACACAUCGUACACGGAGAAUGCAGACGACCAAGCGAAUUAUUCAAACGACAGCGGAUAUUAUUAUAACCAGCCUGCUGCGGGCGAUACGAGCAACAACGAAAACGAAUUCGACGACGAUAACGCGAGCGAGGCGUUUAGUUUCCAGUCAUCUGUGCGAUAUGUGACUGACCGGCGGCGUCCGUAUUCGACUGCUGGUUACCAGCAGCAGCAACGGGAACCGCAAAGAACAGAAUCUCAGCAACAGCGCGCUGUUGUCGAUACUGAUGUGUAUGGUGAAGCAGUUCUCGACAGACCAGAGACGCGGAUGACACCGUCGGCUCUUGUGAGCGAGGAGGAUAUCUCGCCGUUGGGAGUUGAAGUGCGGUCUGAUACUGAUUCUCUGAUGAACAUUUCGCAGAUCAACAUUUUGCAGAUCAACAAUUCGCAGCAGUCAAAGCCCGAGAAACCGAGUCAGAGUCAGCAACAACAACAACAACAGCAACAGAGCGAGAGCUAUCCAGACAAAAGCCUGCCCGCUAGAUCACCUGAUCGCCCGGCGACCAGCAAUGCGACGGCGGAGCCGCCAGAACUGCUACAACCGCGCCCGCGACGAGUUUCAGAUAUAGGAACGCUGACGGCGAUGUCUGCAUCAGCUGAAUAUGUAGGCGGCGAAGAACGAAGCAGGUCGCCUCGGAAGGCAGGAGGAGGAGAAGGCCGCCCGAGGGUCCGGCUGGCCGCGCCGCACGACACUGACGCGCGUCCAUUGUCGCAUAUUAGUAUCAAGGGAGGGCAGGCAGGAUUGAUACAUUAUCCCGCACCUAUUCCGACGCGAAUCAAGUUGCCUCCUUUGCUUUCAAAGAAGAAAUCGCAGCAGCGGCUGUCGCUAGAUCUGGAGAGGACGAUGGGGAUACCGCUGAGCGCGCCGCACGCAGGAUCAACUCACGGCGGAGAGACUGGGGAGAACGAGGAGCACGAGAGCGAGGACGACAGCAGUUCGCAAAACUCGUCGAUCCCGGCUACGCCAGGGGUUGCGGUGAUGUUUGAAAAUCCGCAUCAGAAGCUGGAGGAGAUGCUGGAUCAGUGGAGUCCCGAGAUGGCGAUGCAGGCGGCUGCGGCUGAUGAGAAGGCUGCGCAGGAGGCGGCAGCGCAGGAGGUGGUGGAGGAGGACUUUGGCGGUGGACCGGGGCGGUCGUUGCUGGAUGAGCUUGCGGAGCGCAAGGCGCAGCAAAAGUCGCGGCAGCGGAAUCUUGUUGACGGGACGGCGUACGGCACGCUGCUGCAGGUGGACGGGGUGAUUGAGAAAGGACAGGAGAAGCGGCGGUCGGCGUUGAAUCGGUACGGAUUGGAUGGGAUGGAGUACGUGCGCAAUGGAGAGGACGAGAUGCCGCUGGGGGUGCGGUAUUCGCAGCAGCAGCAACAGCUGCAGCAGCAAAUGUAUGACGGCAACGAGACGGGGGAGCGGCGAAAGUCAGACGGGACGCGAUGGUCGCAGUACGGCCGAGGACAGGCGGGGAUGAUUGCGCCGUGGGGCGGUGGAGGAGGAGGAGGAGGAGGAGAAGCGCUGAGCAGGAGAGCGAGUGCGCAUUCGAUUGAGUCGAUGGCGCGGAGCGGGCUGAUUGUGCCGAGUACGGCAUCGCAGAGGAGAGAGUAUGAAGAGCAGCAUGGGUAUGCGCCGUCGGUGAUGUCGCGGGAUAUGUCGAUGCCUAAUCUGCACCAGUACGUUGCGGGAGGUGCGUCGGUGUAUAGUGGAGGAGCGCCGUCGGUGUAUAAUGGGGCGCCGUCGAUGUAUAACGGGGGAGCCGCGUCGAUGUAUAACGGGGGAGCCGCGUCGAUGUAUAACGGGGGAGCACCAUCGAUGUAUAACGGGGGAGCACCAUCGAUGUACAAUGGGGGUGCACCGUCGAUGUACAAUGGUGGGUAUGGAGGACAUCAUGCAGGAACGCCCGCAGCACCAACGAUGAUGCAGCAAGUGAGCCAGAGUGGAGUCCUUCGAGACCAACUACACGCGCGCCCGACGAGCCAGCGACCACAUUCAAAAGCGACGCUAAACAGCGAAGAGGCGCUGAUGAAGCGGUUGCAGGAGCGGCAGAUGGCGAUAGCAGCGGUCGGCGCGGUGCCGGAGCCGAAGAGCAAGACGCAGCCGACGUCGCGGAUGACGCAGGAAGGAUAUGAUUUGGCUGCGCGGAAGCAGCAGGCGCAGGUGCGGCAGCGACAGCAGCAGCAGCAGCAGUUGUUGAUGAAUCGAGGGCGCGGGGCGGGGGAGGUUAGUGAGUAUGAUGCGGAGGCGGCGAGGAGGGAGGUUGUGGAGAGAUGGAGGAGGAGUGUGUAUACGGGAUGA